Molecule: messenger RNA, 929 nt
Organism: Electrophorus electricus (electric eel)
Lineage: Eukaryota; Metazoa; Chordata; Actinopteri; Gymnotiformes; Gymnotidae
Source: RefSeq, a predicted model, not a curated record
UUUAAAAAAACAUUUAAAGCUCUACACAUCAUGGAUCACAGAAUGAGAUGUGCAGACAUUAUCUGCUGUAUUAUUUUUGUGGCUGCCAUUGUCACCUAUAUUCUUAUUCGCUCCCUGGCGUGGCUGCUUGGAGACUCUCGUCAUGUCGUGUUGCCCCAGAACUCCACUGGGAUGUUUUGUGGAGCUGGAGUCAAUGUUGACAAACCAAACGUCCUCUACUUUGACCUUCUGAAGUGUGCCAGAGCAACGACAGAAAUGGACGCCAUUCUAGAGGGUCUCCAGUGUCCAACCACUCAAGUCUGUGUUAAAAAAUGCCCUUCAGAGUUCUGGAAGUUGCCCCCAGAGGCGUAUGCCCCAAAUGCCCUGCCUAAAGACUUCUUUCAGCAGCAGUAUUGUGACCCUAGACUUGACCUCGCCCAAACCACAUUGAGUGUCCAAGACAUCCUCAAUCAAGAGCUUUGUCCAUAUUUCUACACGCCAAGUAAACCAGAACUAGGGAGAUGUCUGCCUAGCUUUGACUGGCAGGACGUUCCUCCAGACUUCUCUCUCCCUGGAUUCGCUUCCGUUAAUGAAACAGUCGAGCACAUAAAGGGAUAUAUGGAUGGAGGGUCUGGAGCGUAAUGACGGCACCGUGCAGAGACCAUACCACAUGCCCAGGUCUCUGUGGCAAAUCCUCCACAAGAGAGACAGCUUUCUCCCUUAAUGAAUAAACCAUCCAGCAUAUAUUUGAGUCUUUUUUCUGUUGUUGUAACUGUAAAACUGUUCUCAACAGCAUUUCGACCACUGUUUUGUUCAAAAGAGAUCUGACGGGGCGGCCUCUGGACUGAUCCAGUUUUGACCGAACGGCAGACACACACUGGAUGUUCUGGCAAACAUUUACAUAUCUGGCUGGACCUUAACCAUGUUGCUCUGUUUAUUUGAUACGCCUA